AUGGCACCAAAGAAUGGUCGUGGCAAGACGAAGGGCGACAAGAAGAAGAAAGAAGAAAAGGAAAAUAUCAAACAUAUUAACAAUCAAAUAUUGUUGCGUUUGGAACAGGGAAUAUCUACUGAUAGAAUUAUAGACGUUCGCCGAUUAUUGUCGGUUAAUGUUAUUACGUGUAACAUCACAAGCUUCUCCUUAUCUCACGAGGUACGUGGUGUAUUUAAGGACUACGAUGGAGGGAGCGCCACCGCGCACAUCAGGAGGCUGCUGGACAUCGUCGCCUGCACGACGUCGUUCGGGCCGUCGGCGAGCAAGGACUCGCCGGCGAAGGAUGGGCGGGGAACUCAGUAUAGGAAGACUUCGAAGAAAUCGAGCAAGUCUCCCCGCUCGAGGAGCAACACAGGGAGUCCUCCACCGGCGGCGCCUGCAGCUGCCGCGGAUUCUGAUUCGAAGGAAGGAUCUUCUUCGGCGUUCGACGGAGAAGGAGAGAUGAACAAUACUUCUCCCAAGUUGGCAAGCUUCUACGAGUUCUUUUCUCUCUCUCAUCUCACGCCUCCUCUUCAGUUUAUAAGGAAGGCAUCGAAGAAAACCGACAGUGGAAUUAAUGGAGCUGAUCAUCUUUUCACUCUUGAAGUGAAAUUGGGUAAUGGUAAAUUGCUACUCAUUGAGGCUUCCAGAAAAGGUUUUCACAGCACUGGAAGGCAGCAAAUUCUUUGUCACAAUUUGGUUGACUUGUUGAGACAACUCAGUAGAGCCUUUGAUAAUGCUUAUGAUGAGCUCAUGAAUGCGUUCUCAGAAAGAAAUAAGUUUGGAAACCUCCCUUUCGGCUUUAGAGCCAACACAUGGCUUAUCCCACCUGUAGCCGCACAAUCACCGUCCACAUUUCCUCCUUUGCCAACGGAGGAUGAGAAAUGGGGAGGGAAUGGGGGUGGCCUAGGCAGAGACGGGAAAAGUGAUCUCGUGCCUUUUGCGAAUGAGUUUUUGUUUCUUGCAUCCAUGCCAUGCAAAACAGCCGAGGAGAGACAAACCCGAGACAGAAAAGCUUUUCUUCUCCACAGUUUAUUUCUCGAUGUUGCUAUUUUCAGAGCCACUGCAGCCAUGCAGCAUGUUAUGAGAACUCCAGAGCUAGUACAUUCCGCUUUGAACGAUCAAAUUAUCUAUGCGGAGAAAGUUGGGGACCUGAGCAUAGCUGUUGUCAAAGACGCGUCUGAUGCCAGUUGCAAAAUUGAUACUAAGAUCGAUGGGCAGCUAGCUCUUGGAUUGGAUAACAAGAAAGUAGGUGAAAGGAAUUUGAUCAAGGGUAUCACGGCUGAUGAGAAUACUGCCGCGCAUGAUAUUGCAACCCUAGGUGUUGUGAACGUAAGGUAUUGUGGUUAUAUUGCGAGUGUGAAAGUUGAAGGGAUUGACAAAGUCAAUGCGAAUCACCCAUUGACAAGCCUAGAGUUUCUUGACCAGCCAGAUGGUGGUGCUAAUGCUCUUAAUAUUAACAGUUUGAGGCAACUUCUUCAUGAAAAUGCAACUCUUGAACAAAGUAAGUUGACAUUGGUUUCUCGAGUGGGAGAGUGUAAAGAAGUUGAUUCUUCUGAAGCCUUUGUUGAGAGAUUGUUGGGAGAAAGUCUUUCAAAGCUAGAGGGAGAAGAAGCUGACAGGGACACUUUUGUGAGAUGGGAACUUGGAGCCUGUUGGAUACAACAUUUACAAGAUCAAAGAAAAACAGAAAAAGAAAAGAAAUCGUCUAAUGAGAAGGUCAAGAAUGAAAUGAAAGUCGAGGGACUAGGAACGCCUCUGAAGUCCCUUAAAAAUAAAAAGAACUCGGAUGGAGGUAAGGCGGAAUGGCAAACUGAAAGAUUAACCGAUGAAGUGAAGAAUGUGACAGAAACAGCUGUUAAUGUGAUAGAACCUGAGGUUGAUAUAAAUGCAAGUGAAAAGGAACCUAUGCUAAAGACCUUGUUGUCUGAUGCUGCUUUUAGUCGAUUAAAAGAUUCAGAGACUGGACUACAUGCCAAGUCACUCCAUGAACUAACUGAAUUAUCCCAAAAAUAUUACGAUGAAGUUGCCUUGCCUAAACUGGUUGCCGAUUUCGGUUCUUUGGAACUCUCUCCAGUUGACGGUCGCACAUUAACAGACUUCAUGCACACAAGAGGACUUCGGAUGCGUUCCCUUGGGAAAGUUGUUAAACUUUCAGAGAAGUUGUCGCAUGUGCAAGCUCUUUGCAUCCAUGAAAUGGUUGUACGUGCUUUUAAGCACAUUCUGCAGGCAGUUAUUUCUGCUGUUCGGGGACCUGAGAAUCUGGCAGCAGCAAUUGCAGCAGCACUGAAUCUGAUGCUUGGAGUUUUUGAAAGGGAACAGUCAGAUACACCUCAUGGUAUCAAUUCCAUUGUAUGGAGAUGGCUUGAGGCGUUCCUUAAAAAACGAUUUGAAUGGGAUCUAAGCAAAUCAAACUUUGAAGAUAUGAGGAAAUAUGCUAUUCUUCGUGGUCUAUGCCAUAAGGUGGGUAUUGAGCUUGUCUCCAGAGACUUUGAUAUGAAAUCUGCACAUCCCUUCCGCAAAGAAGACAUAGCUUCCCUUGUACCAGUACAUAAGCAAGCGGCAUGUUCUUCUGCGGAUGGACGACAACUCUUGGAAUCUUCUAAAACAGCCUUGGAUAAGGGAAAACUUGAAGAAGCUGUCAACUAUGGAACAAAGGCCCUUGCAAAGUUGGUAGCAGUAUGUGGUCCCUAUCACCGGAUGACAGCUGGAGCUUACAGCCUUCUUGCCGUUGUUUUAUAUCACACGGGAGAUUUCAACCAGGCCACAAUAUAUCAGCAAAAAGCAUUGGAUAUCAAUGAGCGGGAGCUAGGUCUUGAUCAUCCAGAUACUAUGAAAAGUUACGGCGAUCUUGCUGUUUUCUAUUACAGAUUGCAACACACAGAAUUGGCACUCAAAUAUGUGAAACGAGCUUUGUAUCUAUUACAUCUCACGUGUGGUCCAUCACAUCCAAACACUGCUGCAACAUACAUAAAUGUGGCUAUGAUGGAGGAAGGACUGGGUAAUGUGCACGUUGCUCUAAGAUAUCUUCAUAAAGCUCUGAAGUGCAACCAGAUGCUUCUUGGCCCAGACCAUAUUCAGACAGCCGCCAGUUACCAUGCCAUUGCAAUUGCGCUCUCAUUGAUGGAAGCAUAUCCUUUAAGUGUUCAACAUGAACAAACGACCUUACAAAUACUCCGGGCAAAGCUGGGACCGGAUGACCUUCGCACACAGGAUGCUGCUGCAUGGCUCGAAUACUUUGAAUCCAAAGCUUUUGAGCAGCAAGAAGCUGCUAGAAAUGGGACUCGCAAGCCUGAUGCUUCUAUUGCCAGCAAGGGCCACCUUAGUGUAUCAGAUUUGCUCGACUACAUUAAUCCAAGCCAAGAUGCUAAAGGGAAAGAUGCUGCAGGAUCAAAGAGAAGAAGUUACAUUGCAAAGGCAAAGGUGAAAUCCCUCCAAAACAAUCCAACCACAAUGGAUUCUGAAGUGACCCCAAAAUAUACUUCAAUUGAGGCAGCAAAUGAAGACAACCAAACCCCUAACUCUACUGUCAACUCCUCUGCCAAUCAUCCAUCUUCCUCUCCACUACUUCAGUCUAGAGAAAUUUUAGAGGCACCGACUGAGAAAAAUACUAUCCAUCCCGUACAAUCUUUGACACAGGAAACGCCUGUUAAUAAUGAUGUCUCACCUGAAACACACCCUGAAGGAGAAGAUGGAUGGCAGCCAGUCCAAAGACCAAGGUCAGCUGGAUCUUCUGGAAAACGGCCAAGGCACCGGCAUCAGCAUUCAAAUAAAUUAUUCAAUCACCAGAAGAAAGAUUCUGUUGCUGAAAUAGAUCAUGCCAGAUUGAAAAAUAACCAUCAAAGUAGUAAAUAUUAUGUCCUAAAGAAGAAGACAACAUCUCCAGGGAGCUUUACGGAAUACUAUGUGGCAAAGAACCCAUCACUGGGGACCAAAUUCGGGCGAAAGUUGGUCAAAACUGUAGCUUACAGAGUGAAGUCUGUGUCAUCAUCAACUACAGAUACUGCGGCAGCAGAGGGCUUGAAGAACGAGGGCAAGGCACUAAACUCUACAUCAGACUCAGGUUUGGUUUCGGUUCUCGUGCCUCAAGAGGUCAAAGGGGUAACUAAAAGGUGUUCGAUAGUUAGUUUGGGCAAGUCACCUUCAUACAAGGAAGUAGCUUUGGCCCCGCCUGGCACCAUACCCAUGUUACAGGCAAAUGACGGUUAUAGCCCCGAGGAAGUUGAAGAACACAACGAGCAGCAAUUCAAGGAUGAGAAUAAAUCUGGGACUGUUCUGUUAACUGCAGAAAAUGAUCAGGAAGACAACAUUGUCCAACUAAAAGUCGAAAUUGAAGCUUCCCAUAGGAAACAGGAAAUUCACCCAGACGACAAGGCGGAUAAUGACAAAAAUGUUCUCAGUGUAUUGGACAUAUCAAACACACUGGACACCACUCAUGUGCCGAAUUAUUCGUAUUCUCGAGAAGUGGGUGCUUGUACAGGAGAUUCAGAUCCAACCCUAGUCUAUGACGAUUGUACAAAAUCAAAUCCCAAAGAGGCAGAUGAAAUAAUGGCGAAAUCGUCUUUGAACGACUCGAAAGAAGUUACCAAUAAGAAGCUAUCAGCAUCGGCAGCUCCAUACAAUCCGUCUGCAGUCGCUCCACGUGUGGCGCCGCUGCCCAUUCCACCAGUCGGGCCUUGGCCCAUGAAUAUGGGCCUUCAUCCGGGCCAUGCCACUAUCUUGCCUGGCCCGAUAUCUCCUCACCACCACCACACAUAUCCUUCUCCGCCGCAAACUCCAAACCUAAUCCACCCUCUCCCGCCAUUUAUAUACCCUCAGUCGAUGCCACCCACGACUUUUCAAAUAACUAGCAACAGUCCCUACCAUCAACGUCAGUUUGCAUGGCCUGAGUACAUUCCCGUCACAGUUUGGCCUGGGUCCCGUCCGGUAGAAUUCCCAUCCCCGACAUUGGUCGAGUCCAUUCCAAAGCCCAAUUUGGAGGUGAAGGUUGCCGAUAUUAACCCUGAAAGCGUAAAUUUGGCGCCUAAUUUACCAGCGGAUCUUGACAGCGAGAAUGAGUCCAAGAAAGAAAUUGACCUUCCGGUGUCAGAGGCCGUGGAGAAUUUGAACGGCGUGAAUUUGGUUCAGCAAGUGGAGCAGAAGAAUGUUGAUGAUGAAAAGACAUGCAAUAUUUUGGUUAGAGGGAGAAGGAACAGGAAGCAGAUGUUGAGAAUGCCGUUGAGUUUGCUGAGACGGCCGUACAGUUCGCAGCCGUUCAAAGUUGUGCACAGUAGAGUGCUGAGGGAAACUGAACUUCCGAGAUCCACUGGCUUUGAUGCCAUUGAACAGGCUGCGGAUAGUGUGGCUUGAGGAGGCUUGGUAUAAACCUUAUUCAAAUGGUACAACAAGAUAAUCGAGAAGAUGUUGCAUUGUUAUUACGGAAUGGAGAAAUUGACAUCAGUGCCUAAUUUACGAUGUGUAUUGGAUGCCCAAGGUGGUCACUCAGUUUAUGCAGGUUCUCUUUUGGAAAUUUGUUUUUUUGAUCCACUCGGAGGUUUCUGUAUUGGUAUAACUUUUUUUUCCCAUUCGGUAGAGGAAUUUUGAUACUUCGGGUACAUUUUUUGUAUUAUUUGGGGAUAAAAUUUUGACAGUUGGUAAUAGUAUAAUUGGCCUUCUUUGGGUUUGAUUGUUUUAUUAUAUGUGAGUUUUGGGGUUUAGUAUAUUUCUGAAUCCAACUCUUGGCUAAUGUCAAUUGGAUUCGAUAGGCAAUGACUUUUCUUUUCUAUUCUGCUAUAUGAAACAAUAUGUUAAAUUCCUUUUCUUCUUUUAUUUCACUACUUUCCUAAAUGGUUUCUCAGAAGGUGACUUUCAGCAAAUCACUACUGACCUCAUUUCUUGCUUCUAUAUAGCCUGUUCACCUGAUGUAUCAGUCAGAUUCUUG
Messenger RNA from Striga asiatica, 5941 nucleotides. The record is from the annotation of a GenBank genome assembly. NCBI's taxonomy places the organism in Eukaryota, Viridiplantae, Streptophyta, Magnoliopsida, Lamiales, Orobanchaceae.